Molecule: messenger RNA, 2991 nt
Organism: Callorhinchus milii (elephant shark)
Lineage: Eukaryota; Metazoa; Chordata; Chondrichthyes; Chimaeriformes; Callorhinchidae
Gene: plekhn1
Product: pleckstrin homology domain containing, family N member 1
Exons: 13
Coding region: 74-1756 (560 amino acids)
Biological process (GO): response to hypoxia; 3'-UTR-mediated mRNA destabilization; positive regulation of apoptotic process
Cellular component (GO): cytoskeleton; mitochondrial membrane
Molecular function (GO): phosphatidylserine binding; phosphatidylinositol phosphate binding; cardiolipin binding
Source: RefSeq, a predicted model, not a curated record
GGGGCAGUGUGUGGGGGGAGAGAGAGAGGACACACAACACAGCUCAGCACUGGUCUGGUUGGGGCAGAACAUAAUGGGCAGCAAACUUUCCUGUAUGCCCAGGAGCUUCAGGAGCUUCAAGGGAACCAGCACAAGGAAAAAAUCCAGCAGACAUGGACGUGAAUUGCGGGCAGAAGAGUUGACGUUUUCCAGAGAGCCGAGCAAGUCGAGGUUUGAUCUGAUUCGAGAUACUCGCAACGUUCAGGUCCAGACAAGUCUACUCAAGGUGAAUCCCAUUCAGGAAGCAAAUCAGCCUAAGACGGAGUCUUUGUUUGACAAUCUUCUUUCCAACCCGUUGGUGGAAUGGCACAGGAGUGGGAUGAGCCGGGAAGAGUUGGGCGAGAUGAUCCAUUGCUCCCAGGUGAAAAUUCACCACCAGCAUUGCCAGGAUUUAAACGACCGCUAUCUGGUGCUCUUCCGAAACCACCUGCUCAUCCUCUCAAAAGAUUCCCAGGUCUUCAUGCACGAGGGCACGCUCCCCUUGGCAGGGAUUACAGCGCAGAUAGGAAGCGGCAGUGAAUCCGAGGACGACCACACGUUUCAGAUUACAGGUCCUCUUCUCCAUCCCAUUAUAGUUCAUUGCUCAGGUGAGAAUGAGGUGCAGGAAUGGCUUUGUUACCUCGAGAAGCCAACAUACCUGAAUCGCAAGAGUGUCAACUCCUCCCAAGCCCGAACGAGCGGCGAGCUCUGUCCGUCGGCCGGCCAAGGGGUUGCUCCCCCGUUGCCCAAAAGGAACAAACGCAUGCGUGAAAUCUUUACCUUUCCCGACGUAACCCCGGAAAAGACGAGUGGAGAAGCAGAGGGCAGCUGGGCCACAGUGGGGGUGAAGGAUCAGACAGGACAGCCUCUGUCUCCUGACUACGUUGAUCCUUACACUCCAACCAAGACAUGGCUCUCAGUGCCAACUGCACCAGGGAGGACGAAUGAAUCCGCAGUGAAGCACAAGUCAUCUCCUUUACCGGAUCAAGACGCCAAAUCCAGACUGUCUGGACGUAAAACCCUCGCCUUGUCCCAGCCGCCAUUCCUGCCAUGUCACGCUUCCCCAGAUCAUUCCAGUUUGUAUAUCGAGGACGCCUACAGCAAUCCCAUGUCGCCAGGAUACGCUGAGCCAUUCGCGCUCUCCAAAACGCAUUCCAUUCCCUCCCCGGGCGUCGAUUUGCUCAGCAAUCGGGGCUCUUCCAUCAAGAAGCGAGGGAACCAAGGGAAUGCGAUCGACAGCAACUCUGCCUCCGUGAGAUCGUUCCCGCAGGUGGAAGAGGAGUUGAGUAAUGACCUGCUCUCUCCAACGUACGCUGAGCCCUACAUCCCCCUGAGGUUACAGCCGGCCCCUCCUGCCAACCCUUUAUGGCUCAGUGAAUCUGCGAUCAAACACCAUUCAUCGCCGUUACCGGAGUCUGACUCCAUCACCGGAGUAUCGAUUCGGAAGGCCCUCGCUUUGUCCCAGCCUCCGGCCAAGUCCUUUAGACCCUUGUCGCCUGUGUACGCUGAACCCUUUAAGGCUCUCAAGUCCCAGCUGGUUCCAGAUGGAUUCGCCGAUCAGCGUGUCGACUCCAAUCAAGAGAGUAACGCGAGCUCCUACAUGGAUGAAAAUGCCUGGCAACAGCCGUUCUCUCCAACAUACGCAGAGCCUUACGUCUCUCUGAGUUUCCACCCAGAACUUCCGCCAAACCUUUCCUGGCUCAAACAAACCACGUCUCUGAAUAUGACGCAAUCAUAGAUCUUCUUGACACCUACAGAUCAGGCAAAGCCGACAGCAUGUACAGCGACAGCAGCAGGUUGUCCUUCACUUCGUCCGAACACGACUAUGUGGGGGUGCAACACCUCCCGGGGGGCUGGGCCGAGGCCAUCGGCGACUCCGACGUGAAGCAGCAAGUGAUUCCUCACCUUUCGCCCGCCUCCCUCAGCCGGCUGUGUCAGCGGGGAGCGAGGGACUCCAGGCUACAGGUCAACAGAUGGUCCUAACUCGGUUCUCAGCAGCAGCUCCUCAAACAGACCAUAACCCCCACCGCCCAGAGCCCUUCUGGUGGGACGUCGGUGUCUUAUUUAUUGGCCCAGGUGAAUGGUGUGUGCAAACGCAGGCGUAUUGCACGUCGUGUGCAAACUUAGGUACCCUUCCCCACCACCUCCCCCACCCAAGCCCACUCCCGCUGUAAAUACAGAUUUUUCUCUCCGGGUUGUGGGUUUGAUUUAUUUCCCCCCCCCCCCCGCAUCCCCUAGUUUAGGCUGCCCCCGUUUGCCUACAAACACGCAGUCACUACACUGAACAGUAAACGUGCCACGAGAUGCCUUGACGACGCAAUAAGGCAUCACGUCAAGUGUUACUGUACUGUACGCUGCGUGCAAAUACAGGGCAUGUCACAGGGUCUGUCUGAAGUCUUGUCUUCGUGGCAAGAUCGGGGGAACGUGCGAUUAUAUUGCACUUUAACACAGGUUAACACUCCAGUCAGAGGGUGUAGAAGGGUGGGUGUUUUAUGCCCCAGUCAUUUUGUGUUGACGUUUAUCUCUUCUCCUGGUUUCUGAGCCACGAUUCUUCCCCAGAUUGUGAAAUCUCGCCUCCAAAGUGCGCAGUCACUACACUUUACAGUGAAAUCCCGUGCGUCAAAUGAGGGCGAAUUCCUGGUUUGGGCAAUACUGGCAAUCCAGAACUCUCCUGGUCUGAGAGCACAGUGCAUCCCAUUCAUUCACCUAUUUUCUUUUCUUUAAAAGUCAUUCUCUCCGACUGAGUUGUCGGCGUUUGGAGUUCCUCUUUAGUUUGUCACUGACUCUCAUUAUUGAUCUUCGAAAUUCACAACUGCAAAAAAAUAUAUUAUUUUUUUUCUUUUGGAAAGGAUUGCAGUCGGCUGGUGAAGGCUCGCCUCAGAGACUUAGGCUUUAACUGCACUGGUUUAACACCUUGUCCCCCUGAUCAGCACAUGUUUUGUCGUACGUUAUGUGGUGCUCAGCACCCCCCCC